AUGGGUUGUGCUGCAUCUAAAUAGUUUACAAAGAAAGCAUCUUUUGAUGAUUAUACACAUAAACUUGAUUCAGAUGAUCAAACAAAUUUAGGAAUGAUCGCUUUCAAAAGCCUUGAGAAGAAACAUAUGUAAGUUAACUUAGAGAUGAUAUCAAGUAUUAUUUAUUUAUAUUCAAAUAGAGACAUGUUCCCCUGAAAAUAAAUGCAGAUUAGGUGAAAUGGUAGAAGAAAUUUGA
Molecule: messenger RNA, 235 nt
Organism: Paramecium sonneborni
Lineage: Eukaryota; Ciliophora; Oligohymenophorea; Peniculida; Parameciidae
Source: the annotation of a GenBank genome assembly